CAUGUGUAGACAGUGAGCUGUGCUGCGGUGGAACAGGGGCUGGAGACACACUGCUAGAGAGAUGGCGCGGCACCCGACCGGAGCGCAAGGACAGCUGGUUGGUGGUGGGGGGGCUUGAAUUAUAAAGAGAAUCAGAAAAUUAAGAGAGUAAUUAUUUAAAAAAAAAAACAACUGUCAAGCAAAGGGGGAUUCGGAAGAGGAGUUUUCAUUCUGCAAAACAGCGUGCGAGGUAGGGGAAUAAUGAAAUAGGUGAAUGUAAGGACAGAGAAGAGGCAAUAGCAAAGGAGGCUACUGCAAGAAAAAAACAACAACAAAAGAAAUUUGAACUUUUACUGGACGUGAGGACUUCUGGACAUCAGCUAACUGGGGUAGGUCAGAUAGAUGGUUUGUCCACAGCGCUGCCCGGAUCAUGAACGCACAGCUGUCGAUGGAGAAUAUUGGCGACCUGCACGGAGUGAGCCAUGAGUCCGUGUCCGGUCACGGAGAGCUGCUGAGUGGCCACAGUCCACAUUCCCGUCCGAGCCCUAGGGGUUUAAGCCACCGUGCUAUGGGCAUGGCGACCCUGCUCGACACCGGAGACUAUCACCCCAGCCACUCUGGACACUUGCAUCCAGCCAUCAGCAUGUGUGAAGCCCCCCCUGGCAUGAGCGCGAGCAGCACUUACACUACCCUAACCCCCCUGCAGCCCUUACCCCCCAUCUCCACCGUGUCCGACAAGUUUCCUCCCCAUCAUCAUCACCACCACCAUCCACAUCAUCCUCACCCGCACCCGCACCAGAGGAUCCCCGGAAAUGUUAGCGGCAGUUUCACGCUAAUGCGAGAGGACCGGAGUCUGGCGCCUAUGAACAGUCUGUAUCCCGCAUAUCAUCACAAGGAUCCGUGCAUGGGCCAGAGCCUCUCCCCGUUAUCCGGUUCCGGUCUGGCCAGCAUACACACGUCCCAGGCCGGCAUCCCCCCCUACGCUCAUCCUGGUGCCGCUAUGCCUGGUGAGAAGAUGCUCACCCCGAGCGGGUUCGAGGCUCACCAUCCGGCCAUGCUCAGCAGACAUGCGGAGCAGCACAUGAGCUCCUCAGCUGGUAUGGUACAAAUCAACGGCCUCCAUCACCAUCCGCACGCCCACCUUGGCGCGCAGGGCCACGGCCAAGUGCUGGGGAACAGCCGGGAGCAGGCCUCCGGGCCCGGGCAGCAAGGGGGCGGCGGUGGAGGGGGUGGUGUUUCUGGGGGACAGAUGGAGGAGGUGAAUACCAAAGAGGUGGCGCAGAGGAUCACCACAGAGCUGAAGCGCUACAGCAUCCCUCAGGCCAUCUUUGCCCAGCGGGUCCUGUGCAGGUCCCAAGGGACCCUGUCCGACUUGCUGCGAAACCCCAAACCCUGGUCCAAGCUUAAGUCCGGCAGAGAGACCUUCCGCCGCAUGUGGAAAUGGCUGCAGGAGCCUGAGUUCCAACGCAUGAGUGCGCUCAGGCUCGCAGGUGAGCGAAGCCUCGCAUGUAAGCGUAAGGAACAGGACCACGGCAGAAGCGAGCGGGGAAAUUUGACCAAGAAGCCCCGGCUUGUGUUCACAGAUGUGCAGCGGCGGACACUCCAUGCCAUCUUCAAAGAGAACAAGCGUCCAUCCAAAGAGCUGCAACUCACCAUUGCUCAACAGCUGGGCCUCGAGCUGGCUACAGUCAGCAACUUCUUUAUGAACGCACGCCGCCGGAGCCUAGAUAAGUGGGUGGAUGACGGCUCUGGUCACUCAGCCAACUCUGGCCCCAACGCCUGCACCAAAGCCUGAAGAAGGACUGAUUUGACCAACUCAUGGACUGACUCAACCUCGGUGGAAAAGCUUUAAAACUUAAGAGAAACAAAGAAAACUUAAAAAAGACCUUGAAGCAACGUUUUGCCCUUAAACCUGUACUAUAUUGAUAUUUAUAGUAUCCAAAGAUGAAAAAACAAACCAAAGACUUCUCCUUUGACCUGCUUUACAAUGUUUGUUUUAGCAACACAUUUAUGUGUAACAUACUGCAAAAAGACUAUAGUUUUACUCCCCCUCUCACACACACUCGCUGUCACUGGUCUCUAGCUUUAUUACACCCUCCCCUCACCUCCCCACCCAGUAUGAAUCUAUCAUUCGCCACUGUUAUCUUUAAUCUGAUUGGUUGGUUUUGAUGAUGGGUCCCUAAACAGAGGUUUAAUCAGCCUCUUGACAGUCUGAUCUGCAGUUGUCCAUGGCCUCGAAAACAGCCAGAAUGUGGAGCUCCAGUGGGAUUGGCCAAUCAACUUUAAAGAAAAAAAAUCCCACAGGAGAGACUGGAUUGUUGUGCAACCUUGUUCGGAUCAGUGGAGCGGACUGUCUGACUGUUUGUCCAACUGUCUGUCUUUCUAUCAAGCAUUCCAGACAGACAGGGAAAUGUCCAUGCGUAGACUGCUAACCCUAAAACCAAAAGGUCCAACCCUAAACCAAACCAAAUAGAAAAGAAUGCCUAACAUCAACCCACAUGGUAGUGCUUUCUUCCAACAUGCUGAGGCAUUGAAUAAUUCAAAAAGAAAAACCAAAGCCUUCUACACCUUGAAGCCUCUUUUGCAGUUUAGAAAUCAAACCACUUAAGAACAUCCUUUGAAGUAAUUUGACCAAAGAAUAUAUUUUGUAGUUGAUAAAAGUAUUUUUUACCUGUUUUCCUCCCUUACCUCCUGAGACAGACUGUUAGUGUGCUCCACGAAGAAGGAAAUCAUACUUGUCCUUCUCCACAGAACAUUUUGAGUCACAUUUAAAUAUUUGCUCCCUGUAAACGGAAAUACUCUAUGGUAUAACCCUAAAAAUUAACUAUUGAUAUUUGCCUUAUAGAUGCCUUCUUGGAAAGAAAUAGACUAUACCACUUUUAACUUCGCAGACACUCUCCUGAAUUAUGAUCAUUGUACUCAAUGUUAAGGUUAGUCAUUACAGCUACAUCUAAUCCUUCUAAUCUGCUUAGCUAAUGCCGGCAGGUUUAGUUCUACUUUAUGUGUUCAAAAUCCAGCACCUGUCAAAGACAAAUCUCUUCAGUUUUCUAUGUAAAACACAAGCUACUGGAUCUAUGUGUGGUUUUGACACUGUGUGAGGGAGCGUGUCAAAACCACAGUGCCUCUGGUGGUUUUAAUAAGCACUUCAUAUGUAUUUGAUUUUAUCUCCUCAUCAAAGAUGUUGGGCGGAGGAGAUGAUAUCAAUGAUCAAAUCACUUUCAGGCGCUUACACAGCAAUGUCAGCUUGUCACCUGAAUACGAAAGCACCCCCGCUCCCUGCCUGCUGCCAAUCCACCCUGCACUUCCUCCCCUCCCUGCCUCCACUCUCCUAGUAAGCUAUGCAUUUCAGCACUAGGAGGAAAGCACUACACAGGGCUGGCCCAGGUCAGCAUAGCAUUAGAUAUAUUACGCUGGCCCCUUGCCGUCAUCCUCUUCAUGGCCAGGGUUAGCAGCUCUACAUUCAUCAGAACAAGCGCUGAAGGAGAGGCAAGAGAGAGCUGCUUUUUCUUUAUCUCUGAGAGAAAAACCAAAAAGACGACAAGAAACCAAAAAAAAAAUGUGUCAAGACCUGCUGAUGUUUUAUAGUGUGAACCAAAGAUGCUACCUCACUCAAGUUCCAUACGUGAUUUUUAUCACUUUGAUGAUACCAAAGAUAACCAAAGAUUUUUUCUCAUUGCACGGCCUCUAUGAGUGGUGUUCAAAGAUGUGAUGUAUGUGUCCCCUCCCCCCUAUUUCCUGUCUCUUUUUCCCUUCUCCUUUCUCCUCCUCUUUCUCCCCCUCCCACCUGCACUCAACCCAUGCACCCCCGCUAUGCGUGCUCUUGCUUCAUCUGUGCUCUGAUUACAGCUCCAUAGAUAGUCAUACUGAUGUAGCUAUAGGCAGAUGUGCUGAACUAGCCUUAGAUACACACAAUCAGCCAUGCUGGUGCCUGUGGGGUACAACUACCUUAUUAGUAAUGUGAUCAGUGGUUGUUCAUAACAGAAACACAUUACUGUCUACCGCUUUGUUGACAGGAAAGGCUUUUAGUUUGGUUCAUUAAUGAUUUUAAAUUUGCAUCUGAAGCCUUACCCCACCAGAGCUCUCAGUGUUGCAGCUUUAUUUCCACCUGGCCUGCCUGUUAGUGUGUAUCUAUAGGCUGAUAAUAUUGAUCCAACAAAUAGGUCAGACAUCUUCACCUUACAACAGGCAGACAACCUGACAUAGCCAUGGGCAGAGUUGAUGACUCAACUAUAGGCAGACAUGUUCCUGAAAGUAGAAGCAGACGUGUUGCAAUCUUUCUAAAACUCCCAGGACGAGUGCCUUGCUUGAACCAAAGUGUUAAACCGCUGUUGACCUCUCACCUUUGACUCUGUGAAUACCUCAGCCUGUAGAAGGGCCACUACUGAAGAAACAAUGAGAAGAUUUUUUUCUUUAAUCACACCGUGGUGCUUUCGCCAGCGCAACCAUGCAAUGAAAACAUACCAAAGGAAUUUUUGUUGUCCACUUCUACAGUUUAAACCAAAGGUCUUUGUUUAUCCUCUCCCCUGCCCGCCCUUCAUCCCUCCAUCCCUCUUUCCCUUAACCUUGCUUGUCUCUCUGCUGUGUGUAGGAAGGUCCAGCACUCUGGCCGUGCAUGUCUUUACCAAUGUGUCUGAAUACCUCAUAGUAAUAAUUCCUUUGAGUUCUGCAUUGAGACGUCUAUCUGUGAGUUAGGCAGAACUCCACUUGUGUGGUAAUUGUUAUUGUUACUUCAAAAAGCUGUAUGAUUAUCUAUUUUGAAGUUGCUGUUUUUUGUUCUGUUUUGUUUUUUGGCAGAAGUGCUCUGUUUCAAGACAUGGAGGACAAGUUUCAGGGUUGAUGUAGGAAACUUUUGGGAUGGAGGGAGAAGCGUAUUUUUUAUCGGACACUGGGUUAUGCCAAUAUUAUGAUGGUAGACUAUUGCUUUUACAGGGUAAAACCAACUGCUGUGAUAUUGUGUUCAUAUUUUCCCUUUUCUCUACUUCUGUGUUGUGAUUUUAAUUUAAUUGCAUUUUUGUAUUGGUUAACCACUACUUUAAUUUAUGCAUUUGUAGAAACUCUAGAUUUGUAUAUAGUAGGUUUUUGGAAAAAAGAAAAGAAACAAAAAAGACCAUUUAUGUUACAGCCUUAUUUCCCAUGCUUAGAUAUAACAAAGGAGUAGUUUUUAUUCUUCUUCAGCUAAAUCCUAGCCGGCAUUUCAAUGUGUGUUUUAAACACUGCCAGAAACCAAGACAGUUGAUUUGCCAAUGCAGACAAAGUUAUACAGGAGCUACUUUGUUGAACAGUUGGCAAAAAGCAGUGUGUACGUGUGUGUGUGUUUUUCUAUUCUUUUGACUUUUUAAAAACACUUAUUUUAUGGGUAUUACUGCACAUCCAAAGAUUUUUAAAACAAACCAAAAAUUGGAAAAAAAAUAUGUAUAAUGUUGAAAAGCACUGGCAUUUGUGAGGUAGACUUGCUGAGUUUUGAUUUGCCAUUCGCACGGGUAUAGAAUGUAGAAGGCGUAGGGCUAUGUAGGCAAGCUUACUCUACCAUGUGGGGAAUCUCCUGUUCAAUGUACAAUCUGGAGCAUUUGAAACGAGGGCUGCAAGCCCCGCUCACUUUGCUGUCUCAUACACAGAGUGAGGUGGAGUUUAGGCUGGGCAGCCGGUCUGCCAGGGGCUGUGCCGCGGAGCUGGGUCUGUUUUUAUUGCCGUGGCACCGCCGCCUUGCUCCAUCUAGUAUCUGUUCUUUUGGUACGUACUCGUGUAAUGACUAUAAGCAAAGUCUAAUAAAACUGCAAAGAACCUUACCAAGGAAUCCGUGUGCGAGUGUGUAUGGAGACGAUUAUUCGGAUUGCUCUUCUGUUUUUCUGUCUGUGAAUGUGAGCGUGCGCCUCAAAUGUCAAGUACUGCUGAAGUAUGCAAGUUUGUAUGUGAGCUCAUUUGCAUGCAUCUCUUUGAUUCUGUCGUUGCCCAUUGUCUAAUGUGUUUGUACUGCAUAUUGUCAAGCUUUUUGCUGAUGUGUAUGCAUGUGUGUGGCUGACUGGUACAUUUUAAAACAGUAGGUCUCUGGGUAUCAGAGGCCGCACUGUUAGUACUGUUUCCUCUCUGUCAUGCUCAGACAGCACAGAGUCUCCACGGACUAAGGGGUCAUCACCAAAAUGUCCAUGACAGAUUACAUCAGGAUGUUAUGCAUUCAUUGUGUCUUGAAUGAAUAAGUACAGAUGCUUUAAUUUUACAUAAAAAGGCCUGUAAAGUGAACAAAAGGAUAAUGCAGCGUGGGCCUAUGUUUUCCUGUUUCCUAAUUCAUCUCUUAUUAUUUGUUUUGCCCAUAAGGAGUUCCCAUAUGAUGGGUAGCUUGGCUACAAGUCUCAUAAUAAUACUGCAGCACCUAAGACAAUCAUCUGGAUCUCUUACGCUGGGGAACUAGUUUCCCACCCGCAGAGGGGUGUCCUCCAGCUAUUCAUAUACAAAGAUGCUUGAAGGGUUUUGAUAAACAAGCAUAUUUGUUGUCAUAGACAUUUAGGAAUAAAUUACAGUAGAAGUUCAUUUUGCACUUGCAUUUCAAAAUGAAAUCUCCUUGCUCUUGUCAGCCUUGUGCUCUUGUCAGACUCGAUCUCUUUCUUUUGACCUCCUUAUCAACUCACAGUGCUUCUUCGGUUUUUAGUCUGCGUGUCAGUGUGUGUGUGUGUGUGUGUGUGCGUGUUUGUGUGUGUGUGCGUGUUUGUGUGUGUGUGCGUGCGUGUAUGCCAGAGAGGCAAUACUGUCGGUGUUACUCUCAGAUGUAAAACUCCAUGUCUCAUGACUUGAUUUGUCAUUGCUGUUUCCCAGGCUUUGCUACUGCUUUCUCAGUGCCGUGCAAUAUCAUCUGUUGUGAUUGCUAAGCAAAUGAUAAAAAAGAAAGAAAAUUGAGAAGCAAGUGAUGAUGUCAUUCAGCUUUUUUCAGUGUUCAAAUGUUUCAACAUUUCUGUAGUCACAAAAAGUAGAAAAUAAACUGUUGGUA
Maylandia zebra (zebra mbuna) is the source of this 6958-nucleotide messenger RNA. RefSeq names its product one cut homeobox 1 (gene onecut1). Gene Ontology annotation, cellular component: nucleus. Gene Ontology annotation, biological process: regulation of transcription by RNA polymerase II. Gene Ontology annotation, molecular function: DNA-binding transcription factor activity, RNA polymerase II-specific; RNA polymerase II cis-regulatory region sequence-specific DNA binding. Lineage: Eukaryota; Metazoa; Chordata; Actinopteri; Cichliformes; Cichlidae. The record is from RefSeq and is a predicted model, not a curated record.